Acipenser ruthenus (sterlet) is the source of this 1261-nucleotide messenger RNA. RefSeq names its product chymotrypsin-like protease CTRL-1. The record is from RefSeq and is a predicted model, not a curated record. The transcript is spliced from 7 exons. The coding region runs from base 406 to 1194 and encodes 262 amino acids. Lineage: Eukaryota; Metazoa; Chordata; Actinopteri; Acipenseriformes; Acipenseridae. Gene Ontology annotation, biological process: proteolysis. Gene Ontology annotation, molecular function: serine-type endopeptidase activity.
UCUUGAUGCUGUUGUGGGGCUGUUGGUAAACAGGAUAAGAAACGAGUUGAAUGUGACUAGUUCAAGACAGGCAAGGUCACCGCAGAAAAAUAUCUUCUUGGAAACAGACCCAACUGUUUCAAAUCCCACGAUGCCAGAUGUCAGUUCCCGGAAGCCCAAAUUCACAAAGUCUUUUCCCACCAAUCCCAAGGCAGUCGUCCCGGAGGAAGGGGUCCAGGCUGGGCUUUACAACGCGUUCCAUACCUGACCCCUCCCCCUCGGACAGGCUUUCUGUUUCCCACGAUGUUAUCUGAGGAGCUGAAGGGAACGAGAUAGCCAGUCCAACGUCCACGGCGCCACUGGGAUAUAAGCAGGGAUCCCGGCGCUCGGCUGCCGUGUGAACGAGUGUGAAGCCACAAUCUAGAAAUGGCAAUGCUUUGGAUUCUGGGCUGCCUGGCGCUCGCCAGCUCUGCUUUCGGGUGCGGGGUCCCGUCCAUCAGGCCGUUCGUCAGCAACUACAACAAGAUCGUGAACGGGGAGAACGCCGUCCCCGGAUCCUGGCCUUGGCAGGUCUCUCUGCAGGAAACUACCGGGUUUCAUUUCUGCGGCGGCUCCCUGAUCAAUCAGUACUGGGUGGUGACGGCAGCUCAUUGCAGCGUCAGCGCCAGUCGCCAUCGCGUCAUCCUGGGAGAGUACGACAGAUCUUCCAGCGCUGAACCCAUCCAGGUGAAGACCAUCGCCAGGGUCUUCUUUCACCCGAACUACAACUCUCAGAACUUCAACAACGACGUGAGCCUCCUGCGCCUGUCCGCUCCGGCCCAGAUCACUCCCCGCGUGUCCCCCGUGUGCCUGGCUGCUUCCGGCAUCAACAUCCCGUCCGGAACCAAGUGUGUGACGACCGGCUGGGGGCGUACCCGCUUCACCUCCAGCCCAGCCAUUCUACAGCAGGUCGCUGUGCCCCUCCUCACCCCCAGCUACUGCAGACAGUACUGGGGCAACAAGAUCUCCGACCUGAUGAUCUGCGCCGGUGCUUCUGGAGCCUCGUCCUGCCAGGGUGACUCCGGCGGGCCGCUGGUGUGUGAGCGCAGCGGGACCUGGGAUCUCGUGGGCAUCGUGUCCUGGGGCUCCCAGGACUGUAACGUGCAGGCGCCCGCUGUGUACGCCCGCGUGGCUGCGCUGCGCAGCUGGAUCGACAACACUGUGGCGUACAACUAGAGUGCCGCGGACGCCCGCGACCACUGUACCUGUGAGACUGUGAAAUAAAGAAAGGCUUGAAUCUGAA